Molecule: messenger RNA, 7149 nt
Organism: Mesocestoides corti
Lineage: Eukaryota; Metazoa; Platyhelminthes; Cestoda; Cyclophyllidea; Mesocestoididae
Source: the annotation of a GenBank genome assembly
AUGCUUGGGGAUAUAGGACGAAUUCCAAUUAUAUCUCUAAGCGGAUGCAUAAGCCUCUCGGAUAUUUUGUCAGAACUUCCGUUGCCACAACCGUUGCCUAAAUCUGUUAGUGGCGUUGAACUUAUCGACGAUCUUCGAUUGCAACACGAAGCGCAGAUUCAUUUGCGAUCUCGUGACGAUUGGUUGAUUGAAUCCAUUUCAACAGCUCUAUGCGCCACCUCCACAAGUGGAAUCAUUCUGAAAAAUGACCUGAAGACUACCCCCGUUGACUUUCAUACUCUUCCUCCCUUGCUGAAGGAAUCUAUUUCUCGAAAACCCAACAUUUUGGAGGAAAAUCUUAGUUUCCAAUGUAUAUACUCAAGCAAGGAGGUGCUACAAAUCCUUUCCGGUGAAGCUGGAAAGUGCCCUUCCAAAAUCGCCUCUCCACCAAAGACCCAUCUUGCGACAGCCAGCCAUCAAAACGCUGUUCCACUUAAUGCCGCUCCCCCAAAGGUUAUUUCGAAACCGCCGCAACCAACCUCGCCCAGCAACGGUGGGGUGUAUAGCGUAACUUCUGUGGAGCCGCUCAAACUGUCCAUCAAGCGAGCUCCGCCUACACCUGCGGCGCCCCUUUCAACCCCAAGUCAUGAUGGAGGGAAGAAGACACGUUGCAAACGCCGUUCCAAGGGUUCAACGCCUUCCUCGUCUAUCAAUCAAAGCUGGGCUGUCGAACGUGGCAAGAUGGCAGAAGCAGCUGUGCCAUCGGUGUCAUCUCAAACUCAACCCGUCCGAUCUCCAUGUGUACAUCAACCCGUUGUCCCAGCCCCGCGUCUUCCUCCGUUAACAACCUCUCCGCGAUUACAACCAAUUCUGCACCCCCCACCACCCCUUCCUCCUCCCGCACCCAAAGACCCCCUCUGUCGAAGCACCAAUCAAAUGCUGAACACGAUGCUCACCCAACUGCUUCAAUCCGACCACGAAAGCACAAUCGCCUCUCUCCUAAGCAGCAGUGAUGGCCAGUCCUUGGGAACUCCGGCCUCUGUCGAACCACACCAUCCCCGUUCCCCUCCGCUAUCCGUACCGUCCAACUGCUCCUAUCCGGCCACCCCUUGCGUGAACACCAACGCCUCAGUACACAACGGCAACGGCAACAAUAAUAACCUCACAACCACUGACCCCUCCCCGAUAAACGCCAUUUUCGACGCGGCCGAUGUCGGCGAUGUCAGGGAGGCAAUCUCCGCCCCGGUGCCUCCACCGCCCAGGGGUCUGGCUGCCUACCUUCAAAAAACCCACAAUCCCGAAGUUGUCGCCUCGCCGUCAGAGGAAAGUGUGGAUGCCUAUGCUAGGCAACAUGGCUCCGUGCCUCCAAUGUCUACUUCGCCGUGGGCAGAGCGUCGCAGCGGCCAACAGGUGGCACCUUCGACAGUCACUGCAGGAAACGGUGGUGGCGCCGCGUAUCCAACCUCGUCUUCACUCACCAACACGCCUAACGGACUGGAGAGGGGCGGAGGGAAGGAAAAACGAGGACGACGUCGCCGAAGUGAGUUGGAAGAGUUGAUCAACUGGCGGGUUCGUGAUCAACCAGCGUCCUCUUCGGGGUUAUUCAAGAAACACCAACCGCCAGCUCAGCAGGCCCUGCCCAUCCUCGAGAAUAGCCCUCUUGUCAGCGACAACGAGGGUGCUGCCUUCUUCACUGAGCCCCUCGGUGAACGCGUGAAACGUCGGCGACAACAGCACAAGACAACGCCGUCUUUCUCCAACGGCGGCGAGGUGGCUCGAACCGGAGGUCGUGGAGGCGGCAAAAGCGGUGGGAAAAAGCGCCACCGUGACGACACGUCCAGCGAGAUCUCGGCAUCACCUAAACGGAACUCUGCUUCGGGGCGACACCAACACCACGGCCUGACCUCCUCCGAGUCCGACCUUCCGGAGGACGACGACGAGGAGGAGGAGGAGGAAGAAGAGCAAAAGGGCAAAGACGACGCUGGCGGCGCGAGUAGCAGCAGUUGUCUUACUGACUCCCCUGUCCCACGCAAGCAGUCCUUGCAGCGACUUGUUGAGGAGGUCAAGGGGCGCCCUCCUUCCCUCUCAAAGCUCGAGAAACUGCGUCAUUCGGAGGACACCACUUCAGCAACGUCGAUGCCGGUUUCCACUGAGGAAGUGUCUCCACUUUUGUCAGCUGUGACAUCAAAUAGCCGACCUCUGUCGUCCACAGAACGUCCGAGACGAGAGGCGUCGACUCGUUCCUCAACCAGCCCGCCGCCGCUUCUCGCUCUUCAGGCAUGCGCGCCUGAUCCUCUUAGCCACGCGGGGCGGCGUCAGGUGAAAAAGCACCGACAACCAACUCAAUCUCUUUCGCCUCUCUCCUCGAACGAGGAAGAAGACGGUCCUGUGAAGAAACUCCGCCCUUCUAAAAGGUCAUGCGGUGUGUUUGGCGGGUGGGAAUUCCUGCCCACCCGGCAAAUUACAGUCGCCUUUGAUAAGCGGUUUUUUUGCUCCCCGGCGUCCUCGUCCUUUCCCCAUUCCCAUCCGCUUCACAAGGUGGUUCGUCGGCUUUUAGGUGGUAAUCGAAAUUUAGAGGCUUUAUUGCAGGCCGCGCCAAUCACCCAUCCCUUGCAAAUUCCCAUUGUCGCCCCGUCCCUUGCGUCGUUUAGGUACCGAAAAUUCUUCAAAGGUUCCUUUUUUUGCCUGUCGCGCAAACUCGAGUUGGUAAAUAUUGCUUUGAGGAAGAAGGAAAGGAGGAAUAAGAGGCGGUUUAUAUCGAUUUUGAACGAAUACUUGUCUCCUGCUCCUCCCCAGGCCUUGAGUUACCUCUGUGGCAAACUGCGCAACCUCGAGGUAGCUUUAUCGCCAGUAUCUACCAUUCCCGAUCGGCAUUCCACGAAGAUGAAGUCAGACCCUCAUCGUAGAGGCGACACGUCUGGUACUUCGGCCCGGGCCCCUGUCAAAAAGUCCCGUUCGAUGGUCGAUAAGACCCACAGGGUUCGUGCGUACCUCUCGUCCUCCUCCGACAGCGAUAAAGGCAGCAGUGUUUCGUUUGUCAAACGCCGUCACAACAAGCCCAAACCCCCGCCCUCGGAGGCUAACCUCGACAGCUCUCCAGAUUCUUCUGCGUCGUCAAAUGUUGGACGCGUCCGCACCACGCGGAAAAACACACCUAGCACUCAGCCGUGCACAUCCAGCUCUGCGAUGGACGACGACGACGAGAACGACGAACUGUCCGCGCUGAAAGCUGCCACACGGCUGCCCUCUCCGCCACCCUCCGUUGCCACCACUGACCUGUCCGAUUUCGAUCGCACCGAGGAGGUCCUGGAAGCGGAGAAGCGGAAGGCCGAGGAGGUCACCAAGUUCGCUGCCGCCUUCACUCACUUCACUGCCCACAUCACCGACCUCCUACGAAGGGUCGGAGGCCUGGAUCUACUCAAAAUCGCAGGCGAAAUGAGUUCGGUUCCAGUCGAUCCGGGGGAGGAUGGCGAGGAGUUCCCUGACCAGACGCCAGUUGAGGCUCGGCUUUCGCGACGGGAGUUAAACACCCUGUAUCAAGAAGCGGAUGACGUUCGGGUGGCUGGGUCGAUGUCGAAUGAACCCAACGGUCGUCUAGUUAGGCUGCUGAAUCUCCUCCUCGUAAACAUUCGAGAUGCUGCCUGCCUCGCAGCUCCUAAUCCCACAAACGUGAGUCUCUUUCUCUGCCGCAAAUUUCAUGGUGUGAUAGUGCCAUUUUUGCGACCUCUCUACGUCCGCGAAGCGCACCUAGAUGUCGAAUUUGCGGGCAGCCUCUCCAACUUCAAGGAGCUCAUUCAGCGACGAAAAGCGCGCAUACAGCGUCGUCACGGGGGUGUUGAAUCCGCCAGUGCCGGGGGAAGCAGCGAGUGUCUCUCGGAGUCGCUGCUCUGGUCACACCCCGCCUGGCUUCGAGUCCUGCGCGGCCUCGACGCCGCCCUCAUCGCCCUCCACAUCGUCGCUGGUCCUGACGUGCCGCGCGCUCGUCUCCUCGCCAUGGAGGACCUCGUGGAGGCCAUCACCGCCAUCACUCACUUCCACUUCAACCGACUUGUCACCGCGAUUCACGCGCCUGCUGAUUCAAAGCGCUCAGGGUCAGAUAUAUCUGCAGGUCUUACCAACCUCGUCCGCGACUCUGUUGGAAGUCGACUGAGCGAGGCACUGUGUGGACUGGUUAGCCUUGUGCGCCUCCAUCCGGGUCGUUUCACCGAUUCCCUCAUCAUGCGUCUGGUCGAUCUAGCCCUCCUUGUUCUCUCCUCGGCCCUAACUUUUACCGGAACUCGGAAAUCUCCCACCUCCUCAUCGUCAUCCUCCACCACCACCCCCACCACCGCUGCCAUUGUCCUCUUCCCCGAUCCUGCACCACCCUUCAUCGCGGGAGAGGGCCUGGAAGAGAGGCAGCGACGUCAGACCGACUACUACACUCGCAACACCUGGCGUCUGCAGAUGCAAAGAGCUGCGCUCUCACUCACCGCGACAAUCUUCUCGCAAUACGACAAACACCGCCAAUUAAUCGCCGCGGAAGUCUUCUCUACCAUGGUACCAACGCCCAGUAAGGCCUAUCGUCCGGGUCAGUCAACGCCAACUGGUGCGGCCAAGAGUCUUGCGACUGAUUUUGGCUUCGGGGAGUUUCACCAAGGGCUGGAAGCCUUUUCAAAUACCCACUCGAAACGUCACCCCCGCGGUGCCGUUAUCGACACCUACCUCAGCAUUUCCCCUCGUCGCCAAUGCGUGCUUUCUUUUGGUGCACCCCUUCACCGCAUUACUAUUGGCUCUAAUCCAAAGCUUGAUUCCCGCGCCCUCUCACCUGAUUGGCGGACGGAGAAGUUCAAGCGCUGGAGCACCCGCGACCCCAUCGAGUGGUGUGAGUCAACAAUCGACGACUACAGGGCUGCCACGAAAGGCGAAGAUGACUUGCGUCCCUUGGUUGACACCGUUCUCGUUGAUCUACUCCGAGUUGCCGCGGACUCACCAAUUGAAUGGCCUGUUGCCAACUUCCUGCUAAACGCUUUCGGAAAGGUGUUGACGCAAAUCCUAAACGGAUCCACUGCCUCCGUCUCGUCCUCCUCCUCCACUUCCCGCAGCCGAUCCCCCACCCAGACCUCCGGUUCCAACGCCUCCGUCAGGAAUCCCGACGUGGCCAUGCGUUUGGUUGCAGCCGAUAACCUCAUCACUCUGGCAGGCGGGCUUCGGCUGAUGGGAAAGUUGCGUGGCUCGGUGGAGGAAUCGUCCGCUCCGACUGAUUUUGACCUCGCUGAAGCCGAAAGCGCCUUGUCCGCCUUCCUGGCCACCCCGGUUCUGGGGUUGUGCCAUCUGACCCUCGGUUACGACUGCGAAUCGGAGGCUGGUGAGAGGGCUGUCGCCGAGAGAUUGGCCAGUUACACAGAGCAGCGAGAUUUCGCUUACCAACUUAUCUCGCGCCUUCGCUAUCAGCACUUUGAUGGGCUUACUUUGACAUCACGACGGUUCCACGUGAUCGGGUGUUUGUACGAAGUCGCCCAGGAAUUGGCCGGUGACACCAGCUCGGACCGACGAAAACACCUUGAGGAGGCUCGUCGAAGUCUCCUGACGGAGUUUGCAGCCACCCACCACAGCCUCUCGGGAAUGGCACCUUGGCUGCCACCGAGGCGUGGAACCACGACCGCAGGUUUCGGGGGCGGUGGCAGCGGUGGCGGCAGAGCCGGUCUCAUCAGCCCCACCUCCUCCGAACCCGGUUUCGGCGAGGGCCCGGGUGGCGACGUCGUGCUGGCCCUCUACACGGGCCACGGACUCGGUGCUGACGGCAGACGCCGGAAGAUCGCGCACGCCCACCGACUCGCCACCAAACUUGCCGCGCACUUCACCAACUCGCCUGGUUUCGAUUUCCUCUUUAUGCACAUCGUCAAGCUUUUUUACGAUCCCUCGAUUCCCCUGCGGGCUCGGGCCUUAAAGUGCCUGUCUUCGCUGCUUGACAUCGCUCCAGGCUGCAUUCCACCUCCACCACUGCCAUCGCCGUUGUCAACAAGCGUCGCUGUUGCCAAAUACGGUGGACCAUCGGACAUCCUCUCCAUCAUUCCCGUGCGUCUCAUGGACAGUUCACCGGCAGUCCGCGAAGCAGCUGUCGAACUUGUGGGUCGCCUCGUCACCACUCCCAACUCUUCUUCCUUCCUCGGGCCGCUCUACAACCCCCUCGUGGAUCGAGUGCUCGAUUUGUGCGUCAGUGUGCGCAAGCGUGCCGUUAAGAGCCUGCAAACUUUGUUGCUGUGCGAUUCUGACGGGGCUAAGCGAGCCUCAGGGCUUUCAACUAAGCAACGUUCCGACUCGUGCAUCAUUUUGCUGAGACGAUUGAAUGACGAGGAGUCUGUCAAGAAACUCGUUAUGGAGACAUUCCUUGCCCUCUGGUUCACCCCCCUGCUGUCAAGCGGGGACGAUGCAUCCAAGGCCGACGCGCGUCUGCGAGAGCGCGUCGCGUGUGUCUGUGAGGUUGUUGCAAGUUUUCGAAACCGUGGCCUCCAAACUGUGGAGGAAUUCAUGACUGCGAUCCUGAAUCAGGAAUCCUCGGAAAAAUCCGCUCAGGUGGACACCGCGUGCUCCGAGAUCGUGGAUUUCCUAAUCAAAAUUGUCCACCAAUGCCAAGCCAACGACUGGCACGAGGAUGCAUUUAAACCAACACCCAACCCUCCUGGCGCCAGCCAACACGCCAAGACUUGCCCCCUCCACCCCAAACACAGUCGCGGUCGUUCUGAUGCGCGCUGCACCUGCUCCAGCGACUCGAUAACCACCACCGGUGCCCUCUCGGUGCUCCAUCUUGUGGCCAAGUGUCGCCCCCAACUGCUCCUCCGUCAUGUGCCACUCCUGACGCGGGUCAUCGCCUUUGCCGCUGCCGUGCAGGACACAGGCAGCGGACCGGAGAGCAGUGCUCUUUACUUCACCACCGGCAUCAUCGAAGCCUGUUGCCUUCAUUUGGCCUCUGCGGGGGAGUCUCAGCUGAGCCAACUCUUCCCUGACGGUUCGGACGCCUUCGAGGACGCCCUGAUUGUGCUGUUGCAGCGACACUGUCGCGUCGUUGUCGACGCCUCGCUAUCCUGCCUCUCCACCAUUGUCAACCGCCUCACCAAGAAUUACUCGCGCGUCACAACCUGCUUUGCUCAGUUUUUCGGUGAGCGAUCGCCUUUUGUUUGCCUAAAGUUGUGA